Magallana angulata is the source of this 1659-nucleotide messenger RNA. RefSeq lists its product as uncharacterized. The record is from RefSeq and is a predicted model, not a curated record. The transcript is spliced from 3 exons. Bases 482 to 1003 code for a protein of 173 amino acids. Lineage: Eukaryota; Metazoa; Mollusca; Bivalvia; Ostreida; Ostreidae.
UUAAGAAUUAAUAAGUGAAUUGUUGCUAGAGAAAGGAAAACUUGUAAGUAAAAUCUUAAGUGAAACCUAUUACGAAUAGAAUUGUGAAAAGCACUGAAGAUUUCUCAUAAAAGAUUCUUAUAAAGUUCAAAUGUUUAUAUGAAUAUUAUAUAUUCUACAAUGAUCAUUAUUUUCAUAGCCUGUAAAAACCACUAAAGUCAGCAGCUACAUCUGUCUAAAUCUUGGCAGACUUGUUUCAAAGAAGGAGCAAUCAGUUCUUUCAUAUAUGUUGAGGUUAUUAUGAAUGCCUUCUCUACUUUGAAAUCAGUUUAAAUUUUAAAGGACAUAAUUUGUAACUGUUUUAUAUGAUUAAUGAUGCAUCAGGGAAACCAAAACUGGGUUCAGUGAUCAUUGUUACAUCAGAACAUUUUUCCUGUGUAUCAUACUUAGGUUUAUGAAAAGACUUUUGAAAAUAUAAAAUAUUUAUUAAUUUACAAAAUCAAUGGAUAUUCAUGUAGCAAGCCUUGCAAGCCCUUUGGUUCUGGAGAACAACAGUGGAUCAGCGCGCACCGAUUACCUUAGUAACCACAACCUGAGUUACCGAGCUCGACAUAGGCGACAGCUGCUAAAGGAGAAAACCUCAAGUGCCUCCACUAGUCCUCAAGUCCCUGACCGGGAAAACUCUGAUGAGGGUUUGCUUAACCAAGCAUCAUCUGCAUUCAUGAUUUCGUCAUCGGAGGCAGCAUCAUUUAGUGGCUCGAUGGAUAGCGGGACUUUUAGUUCUGCUGAUUCACUGUCCUCGCGAGGGAUCACCUUCCGUGACCCAGAAACUGGAGUUAUGUACAUACAAACACAGCUGUUACAGGAUGACCCUCCAAGCACGGUCACUGACCUCUACCAAGAUGAAAAAGUUUUGGGAAGUGAAAUUUCUGAUCUGACAGACAAUUCCUCUAAUAGUCUGGACCAUUCCAUUCAAGAUGCAGAGUUCACAGGAUCCACAAUUAACUUUCAAGACCUGCAGUGAUAUAUGCGAUAGAGACACUGGAUAGAAGAGAUUUAUAUGAUGUUGUUAUGGAUAUAUGUGCUGCUUAGAUCUUAUUGUAAAAUCAUUGUUUUGUUUUUCUUAUAUUUAUUUGCUUCAUGUUGCAAUGUGUAAAAGUAUAGCUGUGAUCUGAGCUUCAUACAAAUUCUUGUGUGCUUAGCUAACACAAAAUGUAAUGCAGUUAUAUGUGAGUAUGAGGCAAAUCGUCUUAAUUCAGUAGCAUUUUCUUUUUUAGCUGAUCAGGGUAAAAUAUGAAUGAAAAUAUUAUCAUUUCAAUUUUUAUUAGGAUUAAAAAUGGAAACAAAAUAAACUUCCCAUAUUUCCUGGCUCCCAUAUAAUAUUCAGUCUUAGGAGAUACUGUUAAUUAUUGCCAUUUUGCCCCUUGAUGUGCAUAAUUCUUGGCAUUUUCCGUCCAUUUAGAAUUCUUGUUCCCUUACAGUAAGUGGAGUUUGGGACCCUGGCUGGUUUAACACAUUUGUAGUCAAUUUUAUAGUGAAGAUGACCGCGAAAUUAAUUCUAAAUUUCUCAAAUGCAGUGCUUGUUGUACUUCAAUAUUUCUAGCAUUAUCAGUUUGUAGGCUACAAAUAUUGUAAGUAUUUGUUGUUUAAAUUAUAGUAAAAUGAAAUGAAAAAACCCAA